GUCGGUUGUUUCGGUGGCAACGGGUCUGCUUUGGCAUUGCAUACAGCAAUGACCUCACAUAUAGACAAGAAUUCUCAAGGAGAAACGUUUGAGCCGUUAGCAUACUUAAUUCCUCGUGUGAAUUGCGUUUAUCGUCCGGGCAUCGACAAAGUUAUGAUUGUUUUUUACAAAUUUUCUGCCUUGACUGUAAAAGCCAGUAAUUUGAUUUCUUUCAUUUUGGAUUUCGUGGAGAUCAAAAUUCAACCCAAGGAUAUUAUGUUUGUUGCUUAUGGCAAUGCUACUAAAAAUAAAGCAACCAUUUUUGCACCAAUUGUCGUAAAAGGAGAUGAAAUGCUGACUGCUUUGGUUGAUCAUCAAUCAACAGCAUGGUUGGAAACCAUGAAAUGGGGAUGUUUUGCAAGAAUGUUUCCCACGACAAAUUGCCGUAACCGGGGAAGAAAAUGCAUACAGAACGUUACCGAUGAAGAUAUAUCGGAGGAAGACGACGAAGACAUUGAAUGAGACAAAUUGAAAAUUAAAAAAACUUAGUGCU
Daphnia magna is the source of this 532-nucleotide messenger RNA. RefSeq lists its product as uncharacterized. Lineage: Eukaryota; Metazoa; Arthropoda; Branchiopoda; Diplostraca; Daphniidae. The coding region runs from base 49 to 501 and encodes 150 amino acids. The transcript is spliced from 3 exons. The record is from RefSeq and is a predicted model, not a curated record.